AUGGACGCUGCAUCCCUCUUCGAUGUUAAAGGUAAAGUUGUGCUGGUCACAGGGGGUGCCAAAGGAAUUGGUCGUAUGAUCUCCGAGGGAUAUGUUGUGAAUGGCGCAACUGUGUAUAUCACUGCUCGAGAUAUCAAGACUUGCGAGGCAGUCUGUCAAGAGUUGAACGCGCUUGGAAAAGGCAAGGCAUAUGCCAUCCAAGCCGACCUAUACAAAGAAGAGGACUGCAAGAAACUCGCCGAAGAGUUUGGAAAGCGCGAAUCUAAGCUCAAUAUCCUCGUCAACAACGCGGGCUCCAAUUGGGGUGCUCCUUACGACGAAUAUCCAUCAUCUGCAUGGACUCGUGUCCUUACUCUGAACCUUCACCGUGUGUUCAAUGUCACGCAACUUUUCACUCCGUUCCUUGAAAAGGGAGCUGGUGAACUGGACCCAGCGAGGAUAAUAAACAUUGGAAGCGUUGAUGGAUUACGAGUUCCAGCACUGGAGACAUUUGCCUACAGUGCCAGUAAAGCUGGUCUCCACCACCUAAGUAGGGUUCUAGCUAACCAUUUAGGAAGAAGGAAUAUCACCAAGAUGAUGAAGGCAACCCUAGACAAGUUCCAAGAGGUGAUUGAAGCUGGGAUCCCACUUGGGCGUAUAGGCACUCCUCAGGAUGUUGCUGGUGCUUGUCUUUUCUUGAGCAGCCGUGCUGGAGCAUACAUCAACGGCGCUACCAUCACAGUAGAUGGCGGAAGCGUCAUUGGAUCGAAGCUAUAA
This is a messenger RNA of Trichophyton benhamiae CBS 112371, 756 nucleotides long. RefSeq lists its product as uncharacterized. The transcript has 4 exons. Gene Ontology annotation, molecular function: oxidoreductase activity. NCBI's taxonomy places the organism in Eukaryota, Fungi, Ascomycota, Eurotiomycetes, Onygenales, Arthrodermataceae. The record is from RefSeq and is a predicted model, not a curated record. The coding region runs from base 1 to 756 and encodes 251 amino acids.